Molecule: messenger RNA, 3072 nt
Organism: Gossypium arboreum
Lineage: Eukaryota; Viridiplantae; Streptophyta; Magnoliopsida; Malvales; Malvaceae
Exons: 18
Coding region: 188-2785 (865 amino acids)
Biological process (GO): guanosine tetraphosphate metabolic process
Cellular component (GO): chloroplast
Source: RefSeq, a predicted model, not a curated record
AAAUUGGGUUUACCCCAAGUUUUUAGGAUUGCUAUCGAUUUUCCAGGAAUUUUUUUUUUCUUUGGUAACAACCGUUUUUGCCUAGUCCAAGAAUCCCAGCCACACAAAUAAAAACUAACAAACUCCCUCUAGGCCAACAAACAGAAGAAUCAUGUCAGACAUAUGAUUUUUUUUUUUUUACCUGAACAUGCCCUUUGUUACAUCUUCAUCUUCAUCUUCAUGCCAAUCUCAAAUCCAUUCCAAGACAAUGUUUCUUGUCCACAAAACUUCCCCUAUUUUUCUCCACAAGUUCUAUCCCCAAACUGCUACUAAGUUUAGAUGUAUUCCCAAGAAAUUCACUGUUUCUGCUUCCCUUAACACCAUAGCUGCUGCCGCUGCCGCUGCCUCUGGCUCUGGUGCCACCAUCCAUGGGGCCGUCUCUUCUGCGAUUACCCAAGUAGCUGUUACUGCCUUUGCUAUAGCCUCCGGGGCUUGUCUUUCCACUAAGGUUGACUUCUUGUGGCCCAAAGUGGAGGAGCAACAAGGUUCUUUUACAGUGGAAGGAAUUGAUGUGACUGGCUAUCCUAUAUUCAGUGAGGCAAAGGUGCAAAAAGCUAUUGCAUUUGCAAAAAGAGCUCACAAUGGGCAGUUUAGGAAAACAGGAGACCCGUACUUAUCGCAUUGCAUUCACACAGGAAGAAUCUUAGCUAUGUUGGUUCCAUCAACUGGCUUACGAGCUGUUGACACAGUUGUGGCUGGGAUAUUACAUGAUGUGGUUGAUGAUACAUGUGAACGUUUGUUCAGUAUAGAAGCAGAAUUUGGUGAUGAUGUAGCAAGGUUGGUAGCGGGUGUUUCUAGAUUAAGUUAUAUAAAUCAGCUUCUACGGAGACAUCGAAGGAUAAAUGUUAACCAGAGUACCCUUAGUCAUGAAGAGGCUAAUAAUCUACGUGUCAUGCUCUUGGGAAUGGUUGAUGAUCCAAGGGUGGUGCUUAUCAAACUGGCGGACCGUCUUCACAAUAUGAGAACAAUUUAUGCCCUGCCACUAGCUAAGGCUCAAGCUGUUGCACAAGAAACCUUACUUGUUUGGUGUUCCCUAGCUUCCAGAUUGGGUCUGUGGGCAUUGAAGGCGGAGCUGGAAGAUCUAUGUUUUGCAGUUCUUCAGCCUCAAAUAUUUAGAAAGCUACGAGCUGAUCUGGCUUCAAUGUGGAGUCCCAGCAAUAAAGGAACAUGUCCUAGACGAAUAUCUGCGAAAGGAAGUUGGUCCUCCAUGCAGGGAAAUGAUUCAGUGCAUGAGGAUGAAGCUCCUAUGCAUGAUGAAGAUAUAACUAGCAUAAAGGAUCUUUUGGAAGCAGUGGUUCCUUUUGACAUCUUAUUGGAUCGUAGAAAGCGGGUUAACUUUCUUAAUAAUCUCGCGAAAAGUUCAGAGAUGGAACCAAAACCAAAGGUUGUGCAGGAUGCUGGAAUUGCUCUAGCAUCUCUUGUUGUUUGUGAGGAGGCACUUGAAAGGGAGUUAUUCAUAUCAAUUUCUUAUGUCCCAGGGAUGGAGGUUACUUUGUCCAGCCGAUUAAAAAGUUUGUAUAGUAUCUACAGCAAGAUGAAAAGGAAAGAUGUCGGCAUCAAUAAAAUAUAUGAUGCACGUGCACUGAGGGUAGUUGUUGGAGACAAGAAUGGAACCCUACAUGGUCCGGCAGUUCAAUGUUGCUACAGUCUUCUCAACAUUGUACAUAGACUUUGGACUCCAAUUGAUGGUGAAUUUGAUGAUUACAUUGUUAAUCCAAAACCCAGUGGCUAUCAGUCUUUGCACACUGCAGUACAAGGUCCUGAUGCCUCACCUUUGGAAGUUCAGAUCCGUACACAGAGAAUGCAUGAAUAUGCUGAACAUGGACUUGCUGCCCACUGGCUUUAUAAAGAAACUGGAAAUGAUUUACCUUCCAUAAGCGUCUUGGAUGAAUCUGAAAUAGAAGAAUCAUCCUAUCUCCCUGAAGAUCUGGAUGAUCAAAAUUCCAUGGACUAUGAGUCGUUUCAGAGGUAUAGCUCCCUGAAAGUGGGACAUCCAGUCCUCAGAGUGGAAGGAAGUAACCUACUUGCUGCAGUUAUUAUCAAGGUAGAUAAGGAGGGUAGAGAGUUGCUUGUUGCUGUGAGCUUCGGAUUGGCUGCUUCUGAAGCAGUAGCUGACAGAAGGUCUUCUUUCCAAAUAAAGCGAUGGGAAGCUUACGCUAGGUUAUACAAAAAGGUUUCGGAUGAGUGGUGGUGUGAACCAGGACAUGGGGAUUGGUGUACUUGCCUUGAGAAAUAUACACUUUGUAGGGACGGAAUAUACCAUAAGCAAGACCAAUUCGAACGUCUUUUGCCGACCUUUAUUCAAGUGAUUGAUUUGACUGAUCAAGAAGAAUCUGAAUAUUGGACUGUUAUGUCUGCUGUAUUUGAGGGCAAACCAGUUGAAUCUAUUGAAUCAAGGCGCAACCUAGAUUAUGUUGCUUCCAAUUCAAUUGAAGCUAGCAUCAACCGCAAGGUACGAUUGUUAAGGACCAUGCUUCAAUGGGAAGAGAAACUACGGUCGGAAUCAAGUUUUGGAAGACAAGAUGGUGGCGCAAAAUCAAGAAACCACGCAGAUUCGGUUGUUCUUGGGGAAGUAGUUAUUAUAUGUUGGCCUCAUGGUGACAUAAUGAGACUGAGAACUGGCAGCACUGCUGCAGAUGCUGCAAGAAGAGCAGGGCUUGAGGGAAAGCUAGUUCUAGUUAAUGGUCAACUGGUAUUGCCUAGCACAGAGCUCAAAGAUGGCGAUGUUGUAGAAGUAAGAUCGUAAAGAAACAUGUAUAUAUGACAGGGUAAACCAGAUUUCAUUGCCAUUGGUAAAUAUAUGGGCUUAGUGGGGCAGAAGUAUGCUGCACUGCAAAGCAAUUGAUUUCCACAUUCAAUGUAAAUGCAGAAAAUUGUAGAGAGCAUGAAUGAAUGACCAAAUUUCUCUUGUAUCCCUUUUUUCAAAAUUAGUUUACCAUCAUGGAAGCCUUUGUCAAACGCAAGAAGAAUUGAGCUGUAUGAUCACGCUGGGAUGUUCUUUUAUUUCCUCAAUGGCUUGUUGAAGAUGAUAAA